CCCCAUCUCAAGCCAGUGCAUCACUCUUCGGUCAUCCGAAUCAUCUCACAUUGGAUCAGCGAUAGAUCCGAUCGCUAUUACCCCGAAGCUGAACGCCCUAGCCCGCGAAGCAAAGGCCGCCCGUGUCCCGGUCGAUGAUGUCAAUUCUGAGCAUCACAGCGUUUUCUCUCGUGCCAUUUCCAACGUACUGUCGACCGAGCUUGCGCUCUUUACCUUUGCCCAAAUCAUUGACGGUCUGUCGACGGCUAACGUCGCCUGGGACCAUCUAUACUCCCACCUUAUCGGAGCUCACCCCAUCGAGCAGCAUGAGGAGAUCUGCCUAGGCGUCCUUGAUAUGGCCCGCCAAUCUCAACGUGACUUUGACCCAGGCAUCCUAUCUUUGACCCCAAGGGAAACGCUUCGCGCUUUUCGCAAAGCAUGUCCUGGCUCCCGCUUGUGCAACACUCGUUUAAUUGAGCUCGUUGCCGUGGCAAUGCACGGGAUUGGGGCAUUGCUUUUUCAGCUCGGGCUUCGCAUGCAUCAAGGCGAUAUUGAAGCAUCGACCAGUGGAACGAGAGACUACCCGACGCAAUUUGGGUCGACUUGCCUCCAAGGCCGACGCUCUUCUUCACCAUGGUUACAGGGCCCACGACGUGUACUCCGACGGCGUUGCUGACAUGGUUGGAUACUGGGUAGAGGACAGAUUUCUAGGAGGCGUCACCGUCUUCGACCGAAAAUCUGCAGAGCGAUUCUCCAGUCCCCGCCAAACGUGUACUUUCACCCCUGCCGGGCCAACACUACACAUCGCUAUUACCAGCUUCUGGAGGAAGAGCAAGAAGCUUUGACCGAGUUCCUCUCUUGGCCGAGGAUCCGGACCCAUCGAGACCUCCGCAGCCCAUUCCUGCCGAUAACCGCAACCUCGUGAGAGUCAACGAGGAGGAGGCCAUUUUCCGAGGUUUCUAUAGGGACGUGUGGGAGCGUAAACCCCCGACCAAGGAGCACCUCACGUUCCUGGAAAGGAGAUCGCGAAGCGUUAGGGAUUACCCAGAGUACCAGGCUUUCAUUAAUCAUAUACAUUCCUACGGUCACUCCGGCCAAGAGGGAAUGCCGUGGCCCCAGUCGACGGGGAUGGUGACCAGACCAAUGCAUGCGA
Parathielavia appendiculata is the source of this 1132-nucleotide messenger RNA. NCBI's taxonomy places the organism in Eukaryota, Fungi, Ascomycota, Sordariomycetes, Sordariales, Chaetomiaceae. The record is from the annotation of a RefSeq genome assembly.